GAUUGGCCCUGGCGGCGGCCCGUCGCGUCGCGCUGCGGACCCGUAGGACCGACGCGGUGUUCAGUCGGCGGCCGGAGAAGGAAGAUGGACGCAGACGUGACACCAGUGGCAUGGGUCAUGUGGAAGAGUGAUGUGGGCCAAGCAGGGGGGUUGGAGUUGGAGCCAGGAUGGCCAGGGAAGGUCUCACGGCAGAGGUGUGCUCAGGGAUAUCCCAGGAAAGAUGUGGAAAAUCAGGCGUCUGGGACCCAGCUACUCUGACCUAUGACACUCUCCGAUUUGCUGAGUUUGAAGAUUUCCCGGAGACCUCGGAGCCUGUUUGGAUAUUGGGUAGAAAAUACAGCGUCUUCACAGAAAAGGACGAGAUCUUAUCUGAUGUGGCGUCCAGACUCUGGUUUACAUACAGGAAGAACUUCCCAGCCAUUGGGGGGACCGGCCCCACCUCGGACACGGGCUGGGGCUGCAUGCUCCGCUGUGGACAGAUGAUCUUCGCCCAGGCCCUGCUGUGCCGGCACUUAGGCCGAGAUUGGAGGUGGACACAGCGGAAGAGGCAGCCGGACAGCUACUUCCACGUCCUCAACGCAUUCAUCGACAGGAAAGACAGUUACUACUCUAUCCACCAGAUAGCGCAAAUGGGAGUUGGCGAGGGCAAGUCUAUUGGCCAGUGGUACGGGCCCAACACAGUCGCCCAGGUUCUCAAGAAACUUGCUAUCUUCGACACAUGGAGCGCCCUGGCUGUCCACAUAGCAAUGGACAACACGGUGGUGAUGGAGGACAUCAGAAGAUUAUGCAGGAGCAGCCUUCCAUGUGCGGAGGCCACUGCGUUUCCUGCAGACUCUGAAGGGCACUGUAAUGGACUCCCUGCGGGAGCCGAGGUCACCAACAGGCCAUCCUUGUGGCGACCCCUGGUGCUUCUCAUCCCCCUGCGCCUGGGGCUCACGGACAUCAAUGAGGCCUACGUGGAGACACUGAAGGGCUGUUUCAUGAUGCCUCAAUCCCUGGGAGUGAUUGGAGGGAAGCCCAACAGUGCCCACUACUUCAUCGGCUAUGUGGGUGAGGAGCUCAUCUACUUGGACCCCCACACGACACAGCCAGCUGUGGAGUUUACUGACAGCUUCUUGAUCCCAGAUGAAAGUUUCCACUGCCAGCACCCCCCGAGCAGGAUGAGCAUCGGGGAGCUAGACCCGUCCAUUGCUGUGGGUUUUUUCUGUAAGACUGAGGAUGACUUUAAUGACUGGUGCCAGCAAGUAAAAAAGCUGUCACUGCUUGGAGGUGCCCUGCCCAUGUUUGAGCUGGUGGAGCAGCAGCCUUCCCACCUGGCCUGCCCUGAUGUCCUGAACCUGUCCUUAGAUUCUUCUGAUGUAGAGCGACUGGAAAGAUUCUUUGACUCAGAAGAUGAGGACUUCGAAAUCUUGUCCCUUUGAAAAUCCUGAAGUCGGGGAAUAUCUCGACUGGCCCUUGCUGGGGUGCCUUUGAGAGCCCAGCUUGGCCUCAGGGCGCUUGGUGCCACCGCAUUCAUCCAUCCUGCCCACCUGCCCACCGCCCAUGUCCUGGCCGCCUCUGCCCUCGACGGGGGACUGCAUUAUGCUCAAGGCCUCACUGUAGGAAUGGGACUGCUCGGCCCAGACACUUCGGGCUGCUGGAGAGAACCAGGAAUCGCAGGGAGCAGAGCAGCGGCGGGGCUUGAAUGUUCACGUCACCUUCGUCCUGCUUCCUUCAGGCUCUCAGUUCUAGGUUUUCUUUGGAAUUAAAGUCCUGUUUGAAGUUACUCGACACAGACAUGCAUUUCUGUUGGGCCUGUUCUGAGUCCAAGAAGACUGGAGACCAAAUGAGAAGUGGCCCUGGGACUAAGCCUGCAAGCCCUCCACCUGCAGCCCUCCCAUGGCUCUACCAGGCUGCCUAGUGGGAGACAGGAAGGAGUGACCACCUGGCAUCUCUUGGCUUUGGAGAGAGAAAUAGCCGAGAGGUGGGGCAUGGUGCAAACCAGAGACCACCAUGCGUGUGACUUGCCAGGAAAGAGUUACAAGCAGAGCCCAAGUGGACUCACUUUCCUCACCUUUAGGUUCCAGCAUUUUGAGACGCCCACGUGCUGCUGCUUACUUGUUGCACUGGCUUUCCCUGGGUGGGCCGUGGGUGGUGGGUGAGUGGGGAGCUACCUUGGUCUGUGAUCCUUGGGCCCAUGCGGGACAUGGGAGCAUGGCAAGCCUGGCAGGCAGAGGCUAAGGGCACCACAAAACUGCCCUCUUGGUACCGAAGCUUCAGAUGGUUUGGGGCCAAAGGGUGAAACCCUGCUCAUGGUGCAAGAUAGGCACCCCAUCGCUCAUCACGUCACUUGGAGACAUUUCCAGGUCCUUCUCAGCACUGACUGACAGCACCUGCAGCCCUGAACCCUGGUUGGGCCCAGAGAGCAUGGCUUCCAUGCAGGCUUCGAGUCCUGAAGAGUAGCCUCCGUGAGACCUUCGAACAGGCACCUGGGGAGCUCAGGGAGGUGGCGCCUUCUUCCCGGGGGUCUUCCUUGCAGAGCCCCUCCUCCCUCGGCAUCUGCAGUUGGGACCACGGGCGGGGGCCCACCUGAUGGCAGAGAGCACCCAGCCCCUGAGUGUCGCCAACAUAAGUUAAUUUGCUCUUGUCUCUCCCUCCUCCAGGGAAGGAGGAAGGCUGGGCGGUCUCCAUUCCUUCUGCUGCAUCUUGGAAAUGUGCCACCCUGCCUGCUGGGCCAGGGAGUCUUACUGCAGCCCCCGUGUGGUGCAGACGGUGGAAGUGGGUGACAGCCUGGCCAAAGGGGAGCUUUGUCUUAGUGAUUUGAAAGGAUUACUGAAGAGAGUGUUGUCCAUUCUUAGUAGUAUGCAGUUCUUCAUCGCAAAUAACAGUUUCAGUAGAAAACAAAGUCUAUUGUCUCUGUCUUGACCUUUCCUCAUUAGAGUUGUAGUGAUGGAACAAGAAUGAACAUUUUCUAAGCUCAUGUCCAUGGAUCUCAGUGAGGAUUUGUGGACUCAUGGCAAGCUCAUCUCCCCCAUACUAGGCAGACGGACCUCACCUGACAAGGCUCUGCUAGCUGCGACAUGCUUCCUGUGGUCCUAAAGCAAAGAGGACGAGGAAACUUGGUUUAGGAAAACACAAUAACCCAUUCUUCAGCAGGAGUGGUUAGCCUAGUUCGUUGUCCCUCUGGUGAGCCGAGACUACUGGCCGAAGGCAGUUGCUGGUGCCUCAGCCAGUUCCUUCCCUGUGCCCGAGAUGUCCUAGCCGGACAAUGCAGGGGGUGGCUAGCCUACUUGGCUCCCUGCUUCCUGCCACCCAUCCUCUGUUUAGGUGCAAGGGGACCAAUGCCAGAAAAGAAAGCAAGAAACAUUGUGCUGGUCCCCAGGUGAGUGUGGCCCAAGAACCCGAGUCAUGGCCUCUGUUAGCAUCUGCUGUAACAGAUCUUGCCCAGUGGCUUCAAACAACAGACAUUUAGGUCCUGAGGCAGUGGUCAAACAAGAUGUUAGCAGGGCACGCUCCUCCUGUGGCACCUGGGACGUUUCCUCGCCUUGUCCAGCUUCUGGAAGCUGCCCUCCACCCUCAGUGAAGAUGCCUUUGCACCCUCCCUCUGGCUCGGCCUCUCCUGCUUCUCUCUGUUGGAGGCUCUUCCUGGACAGUCUAGGAUGGCCCUGUUUCAAGGUCCCUCUGCCUUUAGGGACCUUGAGACAGAGGUGCUCUUCACAGGUUGUAGGGUUGAGAAUGCAGGUGUCUUUGGAGGCCUUUUUUCUGUCAAUGCCUCAAAGGCUUCUUUAGGGUGCUGGGAGGCAAACAGCCCCUCAGCUAAACCUGCUGCCACAACUCUGGCCAGGCUGUUUGACAACGAGUGCUGUAUUUAUUGAAGAAAGUUUAAGUGGCCUUGUUGAUUUGAAAGUCAGCCCAUUUCUACCUUCGCCCAGCUCCACUGCCUACCACCUGUGGGACUCUGUUCAGCUCCGGCCUCUGAGCCUGCUCAUCUCUGACCCCACAGCUCUGAGAUGAUGGUCUCUACUGAAACCUCCACCUCAUCCCAACAUCCUGAUCCUUGGCAGAGAAAGUUCCUAGUCCAGUUUCCAGCCCUUCCCAGCUUCAGCUGAGGGGUCCACACUCAGCCCUCAUCCCAGCCUGUGCUGGGUGCUUAGGGCACAGCCUGGACCCACCCACCUCCCUCUGGUCAUCUCACCCAUGCCCACUGCCAACACCAACCCUCCCUGACAGCCACGACCUCUCCGUGAAUGCCAGCCUGGUCCUGAUGUGUCCACAAAGGCAGGGGAGCUACUGGUUCAGAUCUCAAGAAAUCAACCCAGUUUCCUUUUCAUUCUAGAUGGGACCUGGUUAUGUAAGAAGUCAACCAGGCAGGUGAGUGAUAGGCGUGUCCCAGUAGGGGACCCAGGGACUGUCUUAAUGAAAACAAUUGACUCUGUGUGACUCCUGGAAUUCUGACCUCACAGGUGUAUAGUGUGGUCUGGUGGAUGUGCUGACGCCCACGGACGACCUCCCAUCAGCAGGGCUACAGUGAGCAACUUGAACCCCAUGAGUAGAUACAAGAACCACGCCCCCAGGACCAAGUGUGCCAACACCAGCCGUCCUCAUCUUUCAUGCCUUGUGUCCUCAAGGUGAUAUGGAGGGACCAGGACAGAGGGCCAGGCAGUUUGGGUAGCUUGGGUCUGGCUGCCACUGCUGUGCAGGACCUCCCAGCCAAAUGUAGGUUCUACCUCAGUCUGGUCUGAACUGUCAGUUGACCACUUACAACUCGGGGGUUAAGCAAAUACCACAUCUUUUAUUUUCUGCCUAGAAUCCAGUGUCCUGGCUUCAGAAGGGCACUGAGCCCCACAGUACUGUCUGAACAGAGGGGAUCCCUGUGCAGCACCUGGUGGAUUCUCCUAGGAAGGGUGGACUAGGCAGGGUCCACGCUUAUCUGGGUUCCACAGAUAAGGCUGCCCUUCAUGCCCACGUGGAUGGGGGCAGGAUGUAACCAGGCUGCCUGGCCCCUCCAUAUCACCUUGAGGACACAAGGCACGACAGAUGAGGAUGGCUGGUGUCUGCACACUCGGUCCUGGGGGUGUAGUUCUGGUAUCUGCUCACAUGGGGUUCGAGUUGCUCACUGUAGCCCUGCUGACGGGGGCAGGUCACCUUUGGGCAUCAGCACAUCUACCAGACCAUGCUGUAUACGUUAGAGCAGUUCAAGAUAGAACGGAAUGAAAUCAUAUUCCUGGCAUUUAGGACCACAGCAGAAAGAACAAAGGUACCAGCUGGCCCUAGCUGGUUUUGCUCAGUGGAUAGAGAAUAGGCCUAUGGACUGAAAGGUCUCGGGUUUGAGUCCAGUCAAGGUCACAUGCCCAGUUGUAGGUCCAAUCCCCAGUAGGGGGCAUGUAGGAGGCAGCCAGUCAAUGAUUCCCUCUCCCUUCUCUGAAUCAAUAAAAAUAGAUUUUUUUUAAAAAGGUACUAACUAUGUUUAGAUGAAAUGGGACAUCAUACCUCAAGACACAGCCAGCCAGACCCAGUGAGGCCAGUCCAAUGGGGAUGGUCCAGAGAAGCCCUACUGGGCCAGCGUAGGGCCCUCCCACCCAGAAGGACUCUAAGGAGAGGAGGCUUUCGACAACGUACUUUCAAAGUAACUUUUAUUCAUGCCUGUAAGAAAUUCAGAUUUUAAACUGAUUGCCACAUCAAUUAUCUUGAACCUGCUUGGAUAUGGUUAUCAUUAAGUUUCAAUAAAAGGCGCAAUGAUUUAUCAACAUCCUCAGGGUGAAAGAGGGCAGAGGAAGGCUGAGUGACAUACCACGAAGUCCCUGUGCCCCGGCCACUCGAGAGGCUCAUCGUAGCUCUGCUUGUUGUUGACUUGUGCACAGCCCCCAUGUUGUGCAAUGUGAACACUGCACAUCAAGCCUUUCAUAAGGCUCCGGCCUCGCAGGACCCAGGGAAGGGGACAGUCCCUCCACAUUUAUGUCCACAGCUUCCCCAGCGGCCUCUGCGCUGCGGCCUGGAUGAUAUCCUCAGAGAGUGUGCGGAUCUCCUUGUGGACGUCUUCAAUGCUUUUGGAAGCAUCAACCACCUAUUCCCAUGGGAUGUCAGGAGAAAAAGGAUGGUUAAUGCUCUUCACCUUUGUCGGUGAACAUGUGGAUUUCAGACAGGGCUGGGUCUGGGAAGAGCACAGUACAGGCCCCUUGGAGUCCUUCAAACAUUUCUGACCCUCAGCCCCAGCUGGGCCAGGAGGGCUUUGCUUGUAUCCUUGGGGCGAAGCUAACCCACAUACCUGCUGCAUCCCAGAAGCAGAAUAAACACCCCAUCCUCCUGAUCGUCUUCCUCCUCCCCGUGACUCCCCCAGGUAACCACACAUCAGCUCUCCUCAGGUCUGGCUGAGGAGGCAGAGAAAGGGCAAUGCCUGUGCUAGGCUAUAUUCCCACACAUCCUCGGCCACAAAAUUCACUCAUUAAAUGCUGUGUUCUCAUGGAAAGCAUGAGGACCUCUGGUACCAAGGGAGCCAGCCCACGAGAAAACAUCUCCACCAGGAUGUGGGAGACUGGGGAUUCAAGUCCUCCUACCAUCGAUCUAGGUCUAGGCCAGUGAUGGCGAACUCAUUUUUUUGGUUGAUUUUUCUUUGUUAAAUGGCAUUUAAAUAUAUAAAAUAAAUAUCAAAAAUAUAAGUCUUUGUUUUACUAUGGUUGCAAAUAUCAAAAAAAUUCUGUAUGUGAUACGGCACCAGAGUUAAGUUAGGGUUUUUCAAAAUGCUGACACGCCGAGCUCAAAAGGUUCACCAUCACUGGUCUAGGCCAAGAACAGCCAAUUCUGGAAAAGCUCCUGGGGGGUGUAGACGAACUCAGAAAAAUGCAAUAUGAGGUCUGACUAGGCAGAAAUGAGAAUGACUCCUGAGACCCCACACAAGUACACCCCGAAGGUCACCUCGCCAGCCACUGCUCCAGCAGCACAGCUCUUACACAGACCUUCCCGGACAGCAACACUGGAUGGUGUGAGGGGCGUUAGCCACCAAUUAAUUUUCAAAUGGUCCUCGGGAAGUUUUUGUACUAUACCUGCAACUUUUCUGGAAGUAUCUUAUUGCUUAAAAACUUUGAAAAAGAAUGCUAAAAAAAGACAAAAAACUUUCAGAUAAACAAAAGCUGAGAAUUCUAUGCUAGGAGACCUGCCCUACAAGAAAAGGCAGUUCUUCAGGCUGAGGGAAACAAAACAUGACUGGAAGCGUGGAAGGAGAGAUGAGCACCAGUGUGGGCCAGUGGGAAAUAAAGUUUUCUGAUUCAUA
Myotis myotis is the source of this 7246-nucleotide messenger RNA. RefSeq names its product autophagy related 4B cysteine peptidase (gene ATG4B). Gene Ontology annotation, molecular function: protein-phosphatidylethanolamide deconjugating activity. Bases 168 to 1421 code for a protein of 417 amino acids. The record is from RefSeq and is a predicted model, not a curated record. NCBI's taxonomy places the organism in Eukaryota, Metazoa, Chordata, Mammalia, Chiroptera, Vespertilionidae. The transcript is spliced from 15 exons.